Messenger RNA from Cynara cardunculus var. scolymus (artichoke), 750 nucleotides. RefSeq lists its product as uncharacterized. The transcript is spliced from 3 exons. Lineage: Eukaryota; Viridiplantae; Streptophyta; Magnoliopsida; Asterales; Asteraceae. The record is from RefSeq and is a predicted model, not a curated record. The coding region runs from base 88 to 624 and encodes 178 amino acids.
CUUUUCCUUUUUCCUUUUUCCUUUGAGUAACUCUUCUUCUAAAUCUCCUUCUUUUCCUUUCUCUAAUUAUAUUCAUAUAUCUUUUACAUGGAAAAACCAUACAAAACCAUCAUCAUCUCUCAUCAUGUUCUCCUCAUCACCAUCAUCAUCAUCUCCUUCUCCAUUGCUUCUUUUGCUUUCUGCAUCAUCUCUGAGUUCACCAAAUCCAAGAAGACGGAGAUUCGAGUGGACGGAGAGCUAUGCUAUUUGGCACGAAGCAAGGCCUUUGGUUAUGGGAUUGCUGCUUUGAUAUGUUCGGUUAUGGCUCAAAUUGUAGGAACUGGAUUCUUCGUUUUAUGUAGAAGAUCAACCGAUUCCAAGUCUUCCAACACUUGCUUUGCGACUAUUCUUUUGUCUCUCUCGUGGAUGAGUUUUUUUAUUGUGACGAUUUUAGUGGGAACGGCAACGACGAUGAACCAGAGACAAGUAUAUGGAGAAGGGUGGGUGGACGGCAAAUGUUACCUUGUGAAGAAUGGUGUAUACGUUGGCUCGGGGAUACUGGUGCUUAUCGCGACAAGUUCGACACUCUUAUCGUGUUACUUGGAGCUGAAUAAAAGUCGAGCCGUGCAUGCUCAGAUGAAAUAAUCGAAGAUAACGGACCCCAAAAUUCUUGUUGAUACUUAGGCAUAGAAACACAUAUAGAUCAAAGUGUCGAUGUGUUUUUUUUUAAACAUAUUUGAAUAUAUGUUUUUUUUGAAUUAUAUAAUUUUG